Messenger RNA from Cajanus cajan (pigeon pea), 771 nucleotides. Its product is annotated as small ribosomal subunit protein uS12. The record is from RefSeq and is a predicted model, not a curated record. NCBI's taxonomy places the organism in Eukaryota, Viridiplantae, Streptophyta, Magnoliopsida, Fabales, Fabaceae. Gene Ontology annotation, cellular component: ribosome; small ribosomal subunit. Gene Ontology annotation, molecular function: structural constituent of ribosome. Gene Ontology annotation, biological process: translation.
AGAGGCCCCGACUUAACAGUCUUCAAUCUUUAUAUAAACACGACACUCCAUUUUUAGGGUUAGGGUUUUGCACUGCGGCUGCUACUUCGGCUUCAUCUUCUUCGAUUUCCUCAAACUUUAUCUGCGCAGAACCAAACCUCUAUCACCAUGGGGAAGACACGUGGAAUGGGAGCUGCCCGCAAGUUGAAGUCACACCGAAGGAGACAAAGAUGGGCUGACAAGGCAUACAAAAAGUCCCAUCUUGGCAAUGAAUGGAAGAAGCCUUUUGCUGGUUCAUCCCAUGCAAAGGGCAUUGUUCUUGAAAAGAUCGGUAUUGAGGCUAAGCAGCCCAACUCUGCCAUUAGAAAAUGUGCCAGGGUUCAACUCAUCAAAAAUGGCAAGAAGAUUGCUGCAUUUGUGCCAAACGAUGGUUGCUUAAAUUACAUUGAAGAGAAUGAUGAAGUAUUGAUUGCUGGAUUUGGACGAAAAGGUCACGCCGUGGGUGAUAUUCCUGGUGUCCGGUUCAAGGUUGUGAAGGUUUCUGGUGUGUCUCUCCUGGCUCUGUUCAAGGAGAAGAAGGAGAAGCCAAGGUCUUAAAGUUGUGGGACGUGUCCUCUCUAUAGCUUAUCCAAAAUAUUAUUAUGAAUUUUGCUUCAUAAGACUAGAUGAGUUCAUUGGACAAUUUUGUACCUCUAAUAGCAAUUUUUCUAAACUUAAUUUAUAUCUUACUUCCUUUCUCCAUCUUUUAGAGAUUGCAUUAUUGAAUGAAUUCCUGUCAACUUUACGCCAUCA